CCUGACAAGCGAGACAGACGGAAAGAGCGUGAAGAGCGAUUUAGUUUUAGGGAAUAGUUGUACCUGAAGAGCUCACCCCAGCAUGAUGCUUGAGGAAACAAGACUAAGAAGCAGCGUCUUUAUACAGGGCUGUCCAGAGUUUUUGUACUAGGUAGAAGAUACCUGCAUGGAUGAUUGAUAGUUUGGAGUUCAUUUUGUCUUAUUUUCGAUGCCUCCCAAGAACUUUUCUCAUCAGAAGACGGAGAGCAUCUUGAAUCGCCAUCAUGUAGUGACUGAAGCAAUCAAAUUUUACGUGGUAAUAUAAUCGACAACUACAUCACCACCAACCACGACGAUUCACGAGACGAAAAAAAUGCUGCGGUCCUCUCAGUCUCUCGUCUCGUGCCUUGUGACAAUUUUUGAUUGCCGCUCGGUUUCGAAGCAGGUGUGGCGAAAAAGCACGACGCAGCUGCAAAGGUGGAGAAGACAAAAGCACACCUUCGACUUCGAAAGCAAACUUGUCUGAUGUUGGCAAAAAACAAGAAAGAGCUACUCCUGCUGCAAAGAGCACGAAAAAGGACGAGGUGAACCCAACUAAGUAUGCUGCAAGAACAGGCGCCACAGGAAGACCACACAAGAAAACAAGUCUACGACCAAGAAGGACAAAUCCAGCAAGAAUUAGAAAGAUCAAGUGUAAAAACAAAUCAGCAUCGUCCGACGUAGCAGCUGGCGAGUGAAAGCCGACUCGUACUCAUCGAACACUGCUCAUGGUCGUGAAACUUUUCAACCCACUGGUGACCGGCGUCGCACCUCCUCCAGCAGGCAAGAAGCAGCAGGACGAACCCUUGACCCAAUUGUUGCGUGCUUUAUCAAUAUGGGCGCAAAGUCUGAGCACCUCAAAUAGAAUACUACUAUGUACUUAUUUAUGUAUGACGAGGCAUUGGAGGAGGCCUAGGCCUUCAGUAUGUAAGGAAAAUUGACACUCGAACAAGUUUCGGCUUUUAUUUGUUCUUGUAAUAGAGUAUCAAAAUCGUCUACCCAGAAGAAGUCGCUACUGCAAAGUAUCGCAGCAUCCUUAUUCUUGUCACGACGACUAUUUAUUUGAUUUUGUCGCGGAAGUAUCAUCUUCAUCAUCACAGCCACUCAUAUACUUUCUUGCCAGUCAUCGAUGGCUCUCAGUCAUUUCUGUAAUUGAACUUGUUCAAUAGCUCGAGGCGAGGCGAGGGGAUAGAAGCACUUCAAUCUGCUCCCAUCAAAGUCAAGCUAUCGACCAGAGCUGUACUAGCGCGUAGGCUGAACUACUUGAACAAGUUUUGGCUGAAAAUAUUUCCACAAGAAUAUUAUUAUUAAUGGAAGUCGGUCUAGGUCUACUCGACGUCGACAGUUCGCUCUAUGUAUGGAAGGGCUCCGGUGCAAUUACACGCUCUUGCGCCUCUGAUGAAUCACUGGAACCAAACUCCGAUGAUUAUUGAAGGACAAAACAGGAACAGCAUGAUGCAAGUGGUUGAGAACGAGCGCGUUCUUUCUAGUCCGCUGCGUUUUUUUUGUCCGACGAUGCUGCCUUGAUGCUGACAAGCAUGAUUGUAC
Molecule: messenger RNA, 1566 nt
Organism: Amoebophrya sp. A25
Lineage: Eukaryota; Dinophyceae; Syndiniales; Amoebophryaceae
Source: the annotation of a GenBank genome assembly